Coregonus clupeaformis (lake whitefish) is the source of this 863-nucleotide messenger RNA. RefSeq names its product superoxide dismutase [Cu-Zn]. Gene Ontology annotation, cellular component: mitochondrion; peroxisome; nucleus. Gene Ontology annotation, biological process: removal of superoxide radicals. The record is from RefSeq and is a predicted model, not a curated record. NCBI's taxonomy places the organism in Eukaryota, Metazoa, Chordata, Actinopteri, Salmoniformes, Salmonidae. The coding region runs from base 55 to 519 and encodes 154 amino acids. Gene Ontology annotation, molecular function: superoxide dismutase activity; copper ion binding. The transcript has 4 exons.
CUGCAUUCCCACUUGAGGUCUUUCAGUGAGACGCGGACUUGUGAAUUUGCAGAGAUGGUGCUGAAGGCUGUUUGCGUGCUGAAAGGAACCGGAGAAGUUACCGGUACCGUAUUCUUUGAGCAGGAGGGUGACAAAGCCCCAGUGAAACUGACAGGGGAGAUCUCAGGUCUGGCCCCGGGGGAACAUGGCUUCCACGUCCAUGCCUUCGGAGACAACACCAACGGCUGCGUGAGUGCAGGACCCCACUUCAACCCCCACAACAAGACCCACGGAGGACCCGCCGAUGACGUCAGGCACGUCGGGGACCUUGGCAACGUGACUGCAGGAGCUGACAAUGUGGCUAAGAUCAACAUCCAGGACAAGAUACUGACUCUCACUGGACCCAACUCUAUCAUCGGCAGGACCAUGGUGAUCCAUGAGAAGGCUGAUGACCUGGGGAAAGGAGGCAACGAGGAGAGUGUGAAGACGGGCAACGCCGGGGGUCGCCAGGCCUGUGGUGUAAUUGGAAUUACCCAGUGAACACUCGCCCCUACUGGGUAGCACGGGAACCACUAGCCACCGCUUGAAGACCACCCCGACCCCAUUUGGAGGCUCUGUAAAGUCUAACCCUACCUAGACCUGUGAGGCACCUCAUGUAGAUCUGACAGAAAGAGGGUGAGUUUCCCAAAAAACAAAGAUUGUCUGCAGCCUUAAGGUCAUUCUUUGUGUACUUUAGUGCUAAAGAUGAACUUGAUGUUUUUGGGAAACUCACCCCUGAAGGUGUCCAGGGCUCUGAAGGGCUUUAACUCAGGGACACAUCUGGGACGUUGAAGUUGAGGACGGAUCUAAUAAAGUGCUCUAGGGGUUGGCGGCUAGGGGGUGGC